ACAUACAUCUCCGCGCUUCGUGGCAAUAAUGACCGUGUUUUUCUUUCAUUCUCCAAAUCGACAAAUAAUUUGUUCAAACUUCGAAAGACGACCAUCUCAUAUAAAAAAGGGAAAUCGCAUUAACCAUGAUGCAUUGCUUUCCUUAAAUCUUCAGUUCGGCGAAACAUCUUAACCGCCUAUCAAGAUGACGCAUAGAACUUUCUCGACUCAUCUCGCACGGGCCGCAUCUAGGGGUCUGAACCCCCCUCCGAUUGGGGGACAUCAUGUUGAGUCCCUACGACGACUAGGUACGGCGGGAGCUGUAGCGAUCCCGAAUAUUACAGAGCCGCAAAAUCCGGUCCAGGCGCCGCCAGCUCGGCCUUCUCGCCGGCAGUUGUUGAAAGAUGCAAAGCCGUUUUCGGACUUUCUUACGGACACCUUCCAACGGCAGCAUGACUACUUACGCAUUUCGCUCACGGAAAGGUGUAAUCUUCGAUGUGUCUAUUGCAUGCCAGAGGAAGGUGUCCCUCUUUCCCCUCCCAGAGAGUUGCUGACGACCCCUGAGGUUGUUAUGUUGUCAUCCCUGUUUGUUUCUCAGGGGGUUAACAAGAUCCGACUCACAGGAGGGGAACCUACUAUCAGAAAAGACAUCCUAUCGUUGAUGCAACAGAUUGGUGCUCUUCGACCGUAUGGUCUGCGGGAGCUCUGCCUUACCACGAACGGUAUAGCUCUUCACCGAAAGCUUGAGGGUAUGGUCGAAGCUGGGCUAACCGGCGUCAACUUAAGCCUCGAUACGUUGGAUCCAUGGCAGUUCCAAAUUAUGACUAGGCGAAAAGGCUUUGAUGCCGUGAUGAGGAGCAUUGACCGAGUAUUUGAGCUCAACAAACAUGGAGCUGGCGUCAAGCUUAAGAUUAACGCCGUCGUCAUGCGAGGGAUCAACGACCGGGAGAUCAUCCCUUUCGUCGAAAUGACUCGCGAGAAGGAUAUUGAAGUGAGGUUUAUAGAAUAUAUGCCGUUCGACGGUAACAAGUGGAACGAGGGUAAAAUGUUCAGUUACUCCGAGAUGUUGGAUCGUAUUAGGGAGAAAUUUCCUGGUCUAGAAAAAGUGCAAGGUCACAAGAACGACACAAGCAAGACUUACAGGAUCCCCGGGUUUGUCGGCAAAAUCGGCUUUAUCACGAGCAUGACGCACAACUUCUGUGGGACAUGCAAUCGUCUUCGCAUCACAAGCGAUGGAAACCUCAAAGUUUGUCUUUUUGGAAACGCUGAAGUCUCGCUGCGUGAUAUCCUGAGAGAAUCCAACGGUGGAGAGCCGAUUGACGAGGAAGCUUACGAAGCAAUGAAAAAGAUCGAGAUGAACAGACAACAGCAAAUAUCAAACGAGCCAACUCCUCUUCACUUGUCACCUAAUGAGCAACGGCUUCUCGAAGUCAUCGGCAUGGCUGUGAAGAGGAAGAAGGCUAAGCAUGCUGGUAUUGGCGAACUGGAACAUAUGAAGAAUAGACCCAUGAUACUCAUAGGUCAGCAGCGAUUCAUGCCGGAUAGCCGUUCACAAGUCUUGCCUUGGGAUGUUGUCAGGAAUCCUCUUGUCAUACCCUCAGCCCCUAAUAGUGUCGUCUCCUGGUUACGUACCCCGCCAAAUAACAUCGUACACGGGCAACACUUGCGGUGCUUCUCACACACGAGCCUACGGCAUGAUGAAAAGAGCAACGUUGUCAAGUUGACGCAUGUGUCCGAGUCUGGCUCUGCUCACAUGGUGUCUAUUUCGGAAAAGACGCCGACCAAGAGAGUCGCCAAGGCUGCAUGCAGUGUUAACUUUACCAAUGAGAUCGCCUGCAAGCUCAUAAAAGAGAAUCAGAUUAAGAAGGGCGAUGUUUUAGGGGUUGCCCGACUGGCAGGGAUCAUGGCCGCAAAGCGAACAUCGGAUCUCAUCCCGCUAUGUCACCCUAUUGCAAUUACCAAGGUCACUGUAGACCUUGCCGUACGUGAAAACGACGAUAGUAGCAAAGAGCACGGGGGUGGUCGAAUUGAGAUCGAGGCCACCGUAGCUUGCGAAGGCAAGACAGGGGUAGAGAUGGAAGCUUUAACAGCUGCUUCCACGGCAGCUCUUACUGUAUAUGAUAUGUGUAAAGCAGUAGACAAAGGGAUGUGCAUUCAAGGCUUGAGAGUCGUUCUCAAGGAGGGUGGCAAGAGUGGCCGUUGGGUUGACGGUGCUCGGGACGAUUUAGCUGGGCCAAAUGAAUAAUACGACUUGUUAAACGA
Annulohypoxylon truncatum is the source of this 2241-nucleotide messenger RNA. Its product is annotated as molybdenum cofactor biosynthesis prote. The transcript has 2 exons. Lineage: Eukaryota; Fungi; Ascomycota; Sordariomycetes; Xylariales; Hypoxylaceae. Gene Ontology annotation, biological process: Mo-molybdopterin cofactor biosynthetic process. The record is from RefSeq and is a predicted model, not a curated record. The coding region runs from base 185 to 2224 and encodes 679 amino acids. Gene Ontology annotation, molecular function: cyclic pyranopterin monophosphate synthase activity; 4 iron, 4 sulfur cluster binding; GTP 3',8'-cyclase activity.